Aspergillus versicolor CBS 583.65 is the source of this 769-nucleotide messenger RNA. RefSeq lists its product as uncharacterized. The transcript has a single exon. NCBI's taxonomy places the organism in Eukaryota, Fungi, Ascomycota, Eurotiomycetes, Eurotiales, Aspergillaceae. The record is from RefSeq and is a predicted model, not a curated record. The coding region runs from base 106 to 654 and encodes 182 amino acids.
GUCGAUCCCGCAUGACCCAGUCUCGGGACCAGCUUCGCAACCUUAACCACCCCACAUUCCUUGCCACGACACUCGACGACACUCCCACAACUGCAGGACGCCACGAUGUCUAACAGCACCAAGAAAGUCCCAUACAAGGUGUACCCCCCGCCAGCACCACCGAAGCCACCCAAAACCCGUAUCUCGCACCAGCUCUACCUCGGAAUCAGGCCCGCCUCCGACAGCGCCCCGGCCCACUUCGGAAUCAUCGUGCGCUUCCCAGAACACCACCCAGACGGCGGCGACUGUGCGUGGUACCACUGUAUGGGAUCAGGAUCGCGAGAAAGCCCCUACCGCCGGAUAGUGAAUGCGCCAAAGACAUUCGAGGAUGCGACGUUCAAAAGAAGGGUGCCUAUUGGCGCUCUGCACGAGACCAAGCUGAAGUCAUUUCUGCGCGCGUUCAAGAAGACGAAACCGCAACCGGCGGAGUUAUUCGUCUCUAGUUUUCUGUACCGGUUGGGUCGCGUGGGUGUGCUCAAGGAGUAUGAGCUCGUCCACUUUCUGAGGGAGCUGGAUGUGUCUGUUCAGGGGCUGGAGAGUGACCCAGAGUAUGAAUCGGAUCCGGAGCUGGAGCAUGCAGUUACCAGUCGGCUUCUUUAUCCUUCUGAGAUUUGAUAUUUUGUUCUGUUUGUGAUAUUUAUGAUACCAGGAUUCAGGGGCGUGCGGCAUUCUAUCUUUUGCCUUUUUCUGUCUCUUAGCAUGUACUAUGAAUGACAUUUAAACCCGUCCG